Messenger RNA from Verticillium alfalfae VaMs.102, 2043 nucleotides. Its product is annotated as copper amine oxidase. The record is from RefSeq and is a predicted model, not a curated record. NCBI's taxonomy places the organism in Eukaryota, Fungi, Ascomycota, Sordariomycetes, Glomerellales, Plectosphaerellaceae. The transcript has 4 exons. Gene Ontology annotation, biological process: amine metabolic process. Gene Ontology annotation, molecular function: copper ion binding; quinone binding; primary methylamine oxidase activity. The coding region runs from base 1 to 2043 and encodes 680 amino acids.
AUGGUGGUCCACCCACUGUCGCCCCUCACCAAGGCCGAGCUUGAGCAGGCUCGCGACGUCGUCAAGCUGCACGAAGCCGGACACACUCUCUUCUUCCGUUCCGGCUGUCUUCAAGAGCCUGUCAAGUCAGAGCUUGUCCCAUUCCUCCAGGCUGAGCAUGAGGGCCGCCUGACCGACGAUACCCCACGGCCGCCGCGCCUGGCCCUUCUUCAGUACGAUGUCAUCCACGCUGCCUCCAAGUCGGUACAGUAUACUCAGUCCAUCAUUGACCUGGGGCUUGGGAAGCCAGUCGAGCGACGUGUUGCGGAUCCCAAGCGCCAAGCGAGCAUAAGCCUCAUGGAGUUUGGCAUCUUCCAAGAUGCGUGCGUCAACUCGCAGGUUUUCAAAGAUGCCCUGGCUGAGUUCGCCAUACCCGAGCACUUUGUCAUCGCCAUUGAUCCGUGGCCGUAUGGGGGCCCUGAUCCUGGAGAGGACGUUCCCCGGGUCAUGCAAGGACUCGUCUUUGCCCGCGACACGUCAAGCAAGAAUCCCGAUUCGAACUACUACGGCAAUCACAUUCCCAUCUCUCCCGUCGUAGACCUCGCUACAGGCGAGGUCAUCCGCAUCGAUCGCCUGGCGACGGGGGGUGAGGAAGAUGGCAUCGGCGCCCACCCUCGACAGGCUGCCCCAAGGUCACUCUUCGAGAACGUCAAGCCUGCAGAAUAUAUCGAGGAGCUUCUCGACCGGCCUCUGCGGACAGACAUGAAGCCCAUCAACAUUACGCAGCCAGAAGGGGCUUCUUUCACGGUGCAUACCGACAACCUCGUGGAGUGGCAAAAGUGGCGCUUCCGCCUCGGCUUCACCCCCAGAGAAGGCGCAGUCCUCCACGACCUCUGCUACGACAACCGGCCCAUCAUCUACCGCCUCAGCUACAGCGAGCUGACGGUGCCGUACGCCGACCCACGUCCGCCGUUCCACCGCAAGCAAGCGUUCGAUCUCGGCGACGGCGGCUUCGGCCUCUCGGCGAACAGCCUCGAGCUGGGCUGCGACUGCCUGGGUGCGAUUCACUACUUCGACAACUUCCUCGUCGAGCCCUCGGGCGACCCGAAGCUGGUCAAGGCGACCGUCUGUCUGCACGAGCAGGACAACGGCAUCGGGUGGAAGCACACCAACUACCGCACGAAACGCGCCGUCGCGGCCCGCCACCGCGAGCUCGUCCUCGACACGGCCGGCGGUAUCACGAUCGAGACGCGCGCCACGGGCAUCAUGAGCGUCGUGGCCAUUGACGCCGGCAAGACGUCCCGCUACGGCAACGUCGUGGCGCCCGGCGUCCUGGCACAGAACCACCAGCACAUGUUCGCCAUCCGCAUCGACCCGGCCAUCGACUCGUACGCCGACGGCCAGUCGCGCGUCGUCGUCGAGGAGAGCGUGCCUGUGAGGCAGGACCCGGCGACGAACCCGUUUGGCAACUACUACGAGGUUCGGAAGAAGACGGUGGAGAGGGCGUGCUGGGUCGACGCCGAACCGAAGCUGAACCGCGUCAUCCGCCUGGAGAACGCCACGAAGAAGAAUGACGUGUCCGGCCGCCAUGUCGGGUACAAGCUGACAGCCCCGGCGACGCAGCUCCUGCUCGCCGACGAGGAGAGCCGGCAGGCGCGCCGGGCCAGGUUCGCGCAGCACCACGCCUGGGUGACCGGGUACCGAGAGGGCGAGCUCUGGGCGGCGGGCGAGUUUACGAAUCAGAGCCUGGAGGAGACGGGCGGCGUGUACGACAUGGUCAAGCGAGACGACUGGUUCUUGGGCGCUGCAGACAGGCAUGGGGCCAAUGGAGAUGCCGCUAGCGAAGGUGAGGUCAAGGGCAGACUCAGUGCGCCGGUUCUGUGGGCUGUUUUCGGGCUGACGCACAAUCCUCGUGUCGAGGACUGGCCUGUCAUGCCUGUCGAGAUCCACCAACUCAGCCUUCGACCGGCUGACUUUUUCACAUCGAACCCAGCGCUUGACGUGCCGACGACGAGAAACCAGACGUCCGUCACUGUUGGCUGUUGCCGCAGUGACGGCGAAUAG